GAUUGCCAGACCGUUGAUUUAAUAAUAAGCUACCAUCAUGUCGGCAUUAGAUAACUCUGGCUCCUUCUUGGCCAGAAACAAGACUCUUGUUAGCAUAGCAGCCACUGUCGCCGGUAUCUCCGCCGUUGGGGCAUUGUACUACUAUUCUCAACAAGGACCCACUCCUAGCCCUGAAGACUCCACCGCUUCAAAGAAAAAGAAUAAAAAGAAGAAGAAGUCCAAGCCUGAAGACUCCAAGGACACUUCUGCUGCCCCUGCAUCGCCAGCUUCCUCCAAGAUCUAUCCCGUUGGAAAGGAUGGAUUGCCUGAUCUUUCAGAAGCAACCAUCUCCAACUUGACGGCGGACCAAAAGAGCGAAUGGGCUUUGGCACUCAAAGAAGACGGUAACACCGAAUACAAGGCCAAAAACUAUAAAGAGGCCGUUGCCUUCUACUCGGCUGCCUUGAAAUUGAAGGUGGACCCUGUAUUUUACUCCAACAGAUCUGCUUGUUACGCUGCUUUGGAUGACCAUGAAAACGUCGUCAAAGACACCACCGAAGCGAUCAAGUUGAAGCCUGACUACACCAAGUGUCUUUUGCGUAGAGCCACUUCUUACGAAAUCUUGGAACAGUACCCAGAUGCCAUGUUUGACUUGACUGCGUUGACCAUCUAUGGAGGUUUCAGUAACAAGUCUGUGGAACAGGUUUUGGAAAGAGUUUUGAAAAAACACUCGGUGAGAAUCGUUGAGCAAAACAUAAAGACUCGUGUUCUUGACUUGCCCUCUGCAUCCACCACUGGCUCGUUCUUUGGUGCCUUUGUCACCGAGUCCAACCCAGAAGGAAUUAGUGAAGAGUCUACUGGUAAUGAUAAGUUGUUGUUCGAUGCCAUUGCCAAAAUCAACCUGAACACCCCAGAAGGAUAUGAAGAAGCCGAUAAGUUGAUUGCGGAAGCCGUUUCUGGUUAUGACGCUGAAGGCUUGAAGGCUGAUUCUGACAACGCCGCCAAAGCAUCUAUUGCUUACGAGUACGCUGCUACUUUCAAAUUCCUUAAAAACGACCCAUUACUGGCUGCUGUUGAUAUUGGCAAGGCCGUUCUGUUGAAGCCAAGAUCUAGAACUUAUGUCAUCAGAGCCUUGAUUAACGCCGAUAAAUCCUCGUACGAGGAUGCCAGAAACGACUUUGCUUCGGCCGCCAAGAUGGAUUCAAAUGCUGGAGAUGCUUACUACCACUUGGGACAAUUAUUCUACUUGACAAAUGAGUUGGAUAAAGCCCAAGAAAACUUUGAAAAGGCCAAGAAGGCCAACCCUCAAAAUGUCUACGCCUACGUCCAAUCUGCCUGUAUCACCUACAAAAACGGAGAUAUCAAAGAAGCUGAAGACAAGUUCACGGAAGCCAAGUUGAAGUUUCCAACCUCUCCCGAAAUUCCAAACUAUUAUGGUGAGGUUUUGUCUGACAGAGGAGACAUCCAAGCUGCUUUGAAGCAAUUUGAAACUGCGGCCAGAUUACAAAAAGCAUUACCAAACUAUUCGGUGGGUGCCUUGCCAUUGGUCAACAAGGCCUCUUUGAUCUCCAGAGAGAACUUCAACAAGCUUGAUGAAGCUGAAGAAUUGUUGGUAGAAGCGUGCAAAUUGGAUCCUAAGUCUGAAUUGGCCAGAAUCUCUUUAGCCCAAUUGAAGUUGCAAAAAGAACAAGUGGAUGAGGCCAUUGUGUUGUUUGAAGAAUCUUCCAACUUGGCCAGAACCAUUGAAGAAAAGGUUCAAGCCACUUCUUUUGCUGAAGCCACCAAGAUGCAAAAGAGAAUAAAGGCUGACCCCAUCUUAUCUGAAAAAAUUGCUGAAGUUAUGAGACAAUCGAUGAUGGCAGCAGGUGUAGCUAACUAAGUCUGUGGAUGCUCAUUAGAUUUGUAGAUAGCUCUUGUGGUAUUCUGUAUAUAUUGAAAGAAAAGUGUGUACUACUUCUGU
This is a messenger RNA of Yamadazyma tenuis ATCC 10573, 1939 nucleotides long. NCBI's taxonomy places the organism in Eukaryota, Fungi, Ascomycota, Pichiomycetes, Serinales, Debaryomycetaceae. The record is from RefSeq and is a predicted model, not a curated record.